Molecule: messenger RNA, 1256 nt
Organism: Melanaphis sacchari
Lineage: Eukaryota; Metazoa; Arthropoda; Insecta; Hemiptera; Aphididae
Gene: HDAC11
Product: histone deacetylase 11
Exons: 8
Coding region: 163-1146 (327 amino acids)
Molecular function (GO): histone deacetylase activity
Source: RefSeq, a predicted model, not a curated record
GGAUAAAUUAAAUUAAAAUUUAUUUACCAUAUUAAACCAUUUAAUUAAUUAUAGCACUAAGCAGUAACUAGUAAGGAGUAAGAACUACUGGUGUCUGCGGCUAGUCCUAAAUAUAUACUAGUCUUUAGGCAGGAAUCUAAUUGUUGAUGACAAUAUUUUGUAAUGGUUGAAUUAAAACCUAAAGAAUAUUGGCCAAUAGUAUAUAGAAAAGAGUACAAUGUUACAUUUUUUGGUCUUGAAAAUUUACAUCCCUUUGAUUCGAAAAAAUGGGCACACAUUUACAAAAUACUAAAAAAUACCUUGGGUUUAAAUCAAAGUAAUAUUUAUGCUCCUGAUGAAAUUACUGAAGAUGAACUGCUUACAAUUCAUAGUGGAAAAUAUCUUAAAAGUUUGAAAUGGAGUUAUGUUGCUGCACGUAUAUCAGAAAUUCCUGUGAUUGUCUUGUUUCCUAAUUUUUUGGUUCAAAGACAGUAUUUAAGACCUCUUAGAUUUUUUAGAUUUCAGGUUGGAGGUACAAGGUUAGCUGGAAAAAUAGUUCGAAAAGAAGGAGUUGCUAUUAAUUUAGGAGGAGGUUUUCAUCACUGUAGUAAAGAUCGUGGUGGAGGGUUUUGUCCAUAUGCUGAUAUAUCAUUGAUUGUGAAUGAUGCAUUACAAGAAAAUGACUGUAAUUUGGUGAUGAUUAUUGAUUUAGAUGCUCAUCAGGGUAAUGGAUACGAAAGAGAUUUUAUUGGCAACUCAAAAGUAUUUAUUAUUGAUGUAUUUAAUGAAAAUAUAUACCCAAAAGAUACAUAUGCAGAAACUGCCAUUUCAAAGGCUGUGAAAUUAGAUUACUUUGUACAAGAUUAUGAAUAUUUAACCUCUGUUGAAAGUGCUCUGAUUGAAUCGCUCAUAAAAGUUAAACCAGAUUUCAUAAUUUAUAAUGCGGGUACAGACAUUUUAAAAGGAGACAAGUUGGGAUUGCUUUCUAUUACUCCAGAGGGAAUAAUACAAAGAGAUGAAAUGGUGUUCAAAUUAGCUCAACAAAAUAAUAUUCCUUUAGUUAUGUUAACGUCCGGUGGCUAUCAUAAGUCAACUGCGAACAUCAUAGCAGCUUCAUUGCUGAAUCUAGUACAACAAGGACUAGUUAAACCAUCUCAAGUGGAAUAAUACAAAUUUAUAAGCGUAAAAUACAAGUUCUACCUAUACAACGCCUAUAUAAAAGCGCCCUGAAAAUUCGGGGUAUACAAUAAGAAGAAUGUUGUCUAGUGUGUGUCUAA